AAGGUGGAGGCCGUCAGCAACUGCCCGGUCAACAUGCAUCUGUGGGACUCCCACACCUACCUCUCUCUGGGCUUCUAUUUCCAUGGCGACGAUGUGGCUCUGGAGGGCGUGGACCACUGUUUCCACGAACUGGCCGAGGAGAAGCGCGAGGGUGCACAGCACCUCUUAAAAAUGCAAAACCAGUGCGAUGGUCGCGCCCUCUUCCAGGACUUGUAGAAUACUCACCAAGAUGAGGCGGGUAAAACCCAGGACACAAUGGAAGCCACCACUCUCAUGGGAAAGAACCAGACCCAGGCACUUUUGGAUCUGCGUGCUCUGGGUUCUGCCCAUGCAGACCCCCACCUCUGUGACUUCCUGGAGAGCCACUUCCUGGAUGAGCAGGUGAAACUCAUCAAGAAGAUGGGUGACCACCUGCCCAAUCUCCACAGGCUGGCUGGUCCCCAGGCUGGCCUGGGCGAGUCUCUCUUCGAAAGGCUCACCCUCCAGCACAACUAG
Balaenoptera ricei (Rice's whale) is the source of this 495-nucleotide messenger RNA. RefSeq names its product ferritin light chain-like. Gene Ontology annotation, cellular component: cytoplasm. The record is from RefSeq and is a predicted model, not a curated record. The transcript has a single exon. Lineage: Eukaryota; Metazoa; Chordata; Mammalia; Artiodactyla; Balaenopteridae. Gene Ontology annotation, molecular function: ferrous iron binding; ferric iron binding. Gene Ontology annotation, biological process: intracellular iron ion homeostasis; iron ion transport.